Molecule: messenger RNA, 1448 nt
Organism: Lycium barbarum (goji berry)
Lineage: Eukaryota; Viridiplantae; Streptophyta; Magnoliopsida; Solanales; Solanaceae
Product: pectin acetylesterase 7-like
Exons: 13
Coding region: 30-1226 (398 amino acids)
Biological process (GO): cell wall organization
Cellular component (GO): plant-type cell wall
Molecular function (GO): pectin acetylesterase activity
Source: RefSeq, a predicted model, not a curated record
AAUACCUCUUUUGCAACAUAUUUACAAAGAUGGUGAUGGCGAAAAGAUCUCUUCAACUCUCUUGUUUACUUGUUUGUUCUUUGGCCAUCAUCAAAACUGAAUGUACACAAGACUUAGAUUUUUACGAAGUGCCAAAAAUAAUUGUUAAAAAUGCUGUAUCAAAAGGAGCAGUAUGCUUGGAUGGAUCACCUCCAGCGUACCAUUUUGAACCAGGAUUUGGGGAAGGAGUUGGAAACUGGCUUGUACAACUUUCAGGGGGAGCAUGGUGCACAAGCAUCGAAGGCUGUCUGGAGCGUAUCAAGGAUAAUAAUACGGGUUCUACAAAUAUUAUGGGACCAUAUACAUUUCAAGGGAUUUAUAGCAAGAAUCAAACUGCAAAUCCAGAAUUCUACAAUUGGAACAAAGUGCUUGUCCGAUAUUGUGAUGGUGGAGCGUUCACAGGAAAUGUUGAAUAUGUUGAUCCUGCUACUAAUCUCCACUUUAGAGGAGCAAGGAUUUUUGAAGCAGUAAUGGAGGAUGUGUUGGCAAGAGGAUUAAAGAAUGUCAAGAACGCCAUUCUUGCUGGAAGUUCAGCUGGAGGAUAUCCAGCUAUGCUAUAUUGUGAUCGCUUUCGCAGUUUAUUGCCAAAUACUCAAAGAGUAAAAUGCUUAGUUGAUGCUGGUUAUUUUAUCCAUGUGAAGAACCCUAAGCAAGCAAAAGGCUUCGAAGAUAUCUUUAACUCACUUGUUACUUUACAUGGAUCUACUAAAGCGUUACCCAAAUCAUGCACUUCAAAAAUGAAACCAUUAUUGUGCCUCUUCCCUGAAAAUAUUCAACAGUAUAUCAAGACACCACUUUUCAUUACCAUGUCAACAUUUGAUAUUUAUCAGGUUUUAACUACUGUAGAAGAUCAUCUACACGACUUAAUUGAAAACGGGACAUUAACUGCAAGUCAGAAAAAAGCCUUAAGAGCAUUUAGGCCGGAAUUCUUAAGUACUCUACCUAAACCAAACAAUCCUAAAUUAAGAGGAGUUUUCAUUGACUCAGUAAAUCAUCAUACAUCACUACUGACAAGGUGGUCUCCUGAAAAUGCCACUAUGAUUAAUAACCUGAGUCUACCAAAGGCAUUUGCUGAUUGGUACUUUGAUCGGAAGUACUGGUAUGUAAUAGAUGAGCAUGACUUGCCAAUUCCUAAAAGUCAUGAGCAUGACAAUCAAGUCCCUAAAAUCCAAGAAGAAAUGCUAUAAAGAGGAUAAUCUUUAUGCAAGAAAUCAAAGUGCAUACAUGCAAUGUUUAGAAUACACAAUAUGUCAAAAUUUGUUGACAACUUUCUCAUGUCUUUGUAAUUGUUGCCAAUAUAAUUGGACUAGGAGGAUCACUUCAAUCAAAAUAGUGUUGCUUUCUUUUCUCCAUCAUGAAAUAAUAUUAAUUUUAUGUGCGGAAAUCAUGGGCACUAUUUCAUGUGUGCA